AUGGACAUGGACAUAGAUGCCAAGUUCAAGCUCAGGCUCGAGCAAGCCGUCAUCGACUCCGGGGCAUACGAGAUCAUGAUCGAUAGUGAACCCCACGCCAACUUGGUGGCCGAGGUGUGCCGUGACUUGGGUCUCCCGACACCUGGACCAGAGGCAGCUGAGCAACGGCGCGUUUCUGGCCUAGACAAUCUUCAGCGUCAUCUUGGGCUCUCGGCGCCGCCAUUUGAGUUUCCUCUCAUCGCCAAGCCCAUCAUUGGCACCAGGAUCAUGUGCGUUUCCGAAGUCUCCAACGUCGACGAGCUCGGUACGGCUGUCGAAAAGGACGGCCAAAUCGUCAUGGGACAUCAAGACACUCUUCCUAUCGUCCUCGAGGCCUUGAUCGAGCCUUUCGCGAGAUCCAUACGAGCCUCGUCAAUUAUCCGCGACCUCCAGGGUGCACUGGAUCCAUGA
This is a messenger RNA of Hirsutella rhossiliensis, 450 nucleotides long. RefSeq lists its product as uncharacterized. Bases 1 to 450 code for a protein of 149 amino acids. The record is from RefSeq and is a predicted model, not a curated record. NCBI's taxonomy places the organism in Eukaryota, Fungi, Ascomycota, Sordariomycetes, Hypocreales, Ophiocordycipitaceae. The transcript has 2 exons.